CGGGGCUGGAUAAUUGAAGUUCCUCUUUCUCUCUUGCUUCCCCCCUCCCUUCUCCAGUUCCUCUUUUAAGUCCUCCACUAGAGAAAACAAACUCAGUCCGCAAAACAAGCCGAGUGUGCAUUUGAGAAAAAGAAGACAAAGCACUGGCGGAGGGAGGCGGAGGAGCUGGAGUCGCAAAGCAGGACUGUGCAUAUAAGCGGCCUUUCUCUUCCCUCUGGCAUGGCUCUUUGGCUUUGGACUCUCCUGGUUUUCCUCAGGGCACAAGAUGCAGGAGCCCAAGAUCCAUUUGGCUUCAAGGCCUGUAAGAAGGCUCCCGAAGAGAAAGUUCUGGAGGUGUUGCCAGGUGGUGGCUGGGACAACUUGCGCAACAUGGAGAUGGGAAUGGUGAUGAGCCUCAACUAUUCCCAGUGCCGAACCACAGAAGAUGGUGAAUACCUCAUUCCCAAUGAUGUCUUUGUGGUGCCUCUCAAGAAGAGCAUAGUGAAAAUUCACUCUGAGAUCAUUAAGGACUGGCUAAACUACACAGAUGCCUUUGCCCAAUCCAUCAACGCUGAGGUUUCCUUCCUUCCUGUGCUUAAUGGCAAGUUCUCUGCUGGCUCCCAGGAGACUAAGAUGCACAACAUCUAUGAUGAGACGGUCACCACUCGGGUGCAGGCACGGUAUCACAUCUACUCUGUGAAAGCUGUGCCGUCCUUCACCUUCCACAAGGAGUUCCGCCAUCAGCUUGUGAAGAUAGGUAACUACCUAGAAAACAACCAAAGCCGGUUUGCUGACUAUCUUGCAGAGAUGCUGGUUCUCAACUAUGGCACGCAUGUCCUCACGAGUUUGGAGGCUGGAGCCAGCCUAAUACAGGAGGACCAGGUGAAGCGUAGUUUUUUGUUAGAAAAGGCCUCAGAAAAAGCAGGCAUCACUGCCUCAGCGUCAGCCACUUUUUUCAGCAAGAUCAACCUGGGAAUGAGUUUCUCUAUGCAGGUCUGGGAUGACCUGACUAAGAGCUACCUGGAAAACACAGUGGAUUCCAAGAUUGAAGGCUGGGGCAGUGUGCCCUUCUACCCUGGCAUCACUCUUCAGAAGUGGCAGGAAGGCAUCCCUAACAGGUUAGUGGCUAUAGGCAAGUCUGGCUUGCCUCUGCCAUUUUUCAUCACUCCCGAGACCUUGCCAGAAUUGCCCAACCCCACCGUUUGGCGAGUGGCUGCUGCCGUGAAAAAGGCCAUCCGCCUCUACUAUGCUGUCAACACCCACCCAGGCUGCGUCAAGCCCGAUUCCCAUAACUUCAACUUCCAGGCCAAUGUAGAUGAUGGGUCGUGUCAAAACCCCAACACUAACUUCACCUUUGGGGGAGUCUUCCAGGAGUGCCACGGUGUGUCUGGCAGGAACACCGAGAAGCUUUGCCAGACCUAUCGUAUCCAGAACCCAUUGACCGGCAGCUACUCUUGCCCAGCCAACUUCUCUGCUGUCCUUCUGCAUGGAGAGCAACGCACUGCCAGCAAGCCCACGACAGAGUGUCACAAGGAGUGCCAUUCCUGCUACCUUUUUUUUUCUUGCUGCGAUACUGUGUGUGGCAUCCGUUACUACCCCAGCACAGUGAAGUUUAACACCUACUGGUGUGCUGCUUUAGGCCCAGUUCCCCAGGACUCAGGUUUCCUCUUUGGAGGACUUUACACCACUGGGAACGAGAACCCAGUUACCAGAACCUGUGCCUGUCCAGCCUACUUCUUCCCACUGGUGCUGUUUGAUAAUCUAAAAGUGUGUGUCAGCAGCGACUAUGAGAUGGGGUCCCGUUUUGCAGUGCCUUUUGGGGGCUUCUUUAGCUGCCAGUCUGGUAACCCUUUGGCUGGGCUACUGAAGGGACAGAGCCCCGGGAUCUUACAAGAUGUUUUCUACCAGGACUCACCUACCAAAUACCCCAUGAAAUGCCCAGCUGGACAUAGCCAACAUAAGGCCUAUUUGAGUGACGGCUGUCAAAUCCUCUAUUGCUUGCAGGCUGGCACGCUUUUUGCCCAGCAGUUAGCCCCGAUCAAACUCCCACCCUUCUUGCGGUCACCAUCCCCAAACGCCAGCAUUCCUGAAACCAUCUUGGUGCAGUCCGAUGGUAGUCAAGUCUGGGUGAAGACACGUGAAAGCGGGAGCUGGAGGUUGGCCAAUGCCACAGACAGGAAGGAUCUGGCUCUUCUUUUUAAGGGACAAUUUAGUUCAACACUAUCAGGGGGCUCUAUCGCUGGAAUCUCAAUAGCAGUGAUUGCUACGCUGGCAAUUACCAUGGCUAUCGCAGUUUGCAAAAUCAGGCGCUUUAGGAACAGAGGAUACCAGGAAGUGCCCAAUGGAUGUCUAGUAGAGGAUGAAGAAAACUAUGGAUCCACAGCAACUCCUGCAGAACUCAAUGCUGCCUGAGAGAGUUUUUUACCUGGACCCCAGAGCUAAGAUGCAUAUUGAGUAUGCACCUAAGAGGAGGAUCAGAAUAAUAAUUGGGGGGGGGAAUCUACUCUGGUAUUUCCUAGUAUUGAAUCUGUGUUUAUGAAAAUAUUUUUGUCCAGAAUGGGAAUAACCAUCUUUAAGAGGAAGCAGUUUGCGUAUGAUAGAGUGAACACAGGUAAGAUGAACAAUUAGUGAGGAAGUGAACUAAAAGAUCUAGUUAGCUGUCAUAGUGACUAUGGGGUUAAGCUUAUACAGAAUUGAAGGGAAAAGAAUUCCAGAUCAUAGCAACGCAUAAAUGUUUAGCAAUUACAAUUGUCAAGUUGAAAAGGAAUAAGUAGUGUUGAUAUAGGGGUGGAGGGAAGGAUGUUAAACAUGGGGGAAGAGUAAUGUGUAGUUUGAAAGUAAAGCAGCUCUUGUGGCAGCAUAUCAAGAGUUAAUGUUGUGUGGCGUUGUUUUACCUUCAUUGUUGGGUGCUUCCAAACAGGGGUAUAAAUUUGCAAGCAGGUCAUUGGCAAGAGACUUCCUUUCCUUAUCAGAUUUUCCUUGGAAAGGGCAAGUCUAGAUUAAGGCAAUGGGCUGGGGAGGUUACGGGCUGGCAUUGUGAUGCCAAUAACAUCGUGUAGAUGCUACAAAAUAUGUGCAUGUAUGAGGAGCACCUAUCCCACAGCACCUAUCUGGAAGCGUUUUGUACCUUGAUUACAACCUUUACUUGAUCCUGUAAAGAAGGCCUGGGGACCCUGGGGCCUUCUAAAUAUUGUUGGACUCCAACUCCCAUUAGACCAGGAAGCACAGGCAAUGGGGAGGGAUAAUGGGAGGUAUAGUCCAAAAAACAUCUGGAGGAGCCACAGGUUCCCUAAUCCCUGCUGUCAAAAAUAAGGAAGGCAAAAUGCUGAGUAUUAUAAGACCCUUGUAAGGUUAUUGAGCUCUUUAUACAUUAGGUUGUUUCACAAUGGUGGUGAUUUUUUCUCUGUUUGACGUGGGGUUUUUUACAUGUUGAAUUUGUUUAUAUUAUUCUAUGUUUUGCUUCAGUUUUAAAACCUAUUGUAGGAUUCCUAGACUUCUAUUAUGAGGUGACUAACAAAUACACACAAACCAAACAACAUCCUUUUGGUAGCCACCAAAGCUUCUCUUCCUAAGGUAAUACAUUCCAAGCUUUUAAAAA
Rhineura floridana is the source of this 3577-nucleotide messenger RNA. RefSeq names its product macrophage-expressed gene 1 protein-like. The transcript has 2 exons. NCBI's taxonomy places the organism in Eukaryota, Metazoa, Chordata, Lepidosauria, Squamata, Rhineuridae. The coding region runs from base 220 to 2391 and encodes 723 amino acids. The record is from RefSeq and is a predicted model, not a curated record.